This is a messenger RNA of Piliocolobus tephrosceles (Ugandan red Colobus), 640 nucleotides long. It is a transcript of the gene MMGT1, whose product is annotated as membrane magnesium transporter 1. Bases 401 to 640 code for a protein of 79 amino acids. The transcript is spliced from 3 exons. Gene Ontology annotation, cellular component: early endosome; EMC complex; Golgi apparatus. Lineage: Eukaryota; Metazoa; Chordata; Mammalia; Primates; Cercopithecidae. The record is from RefSeq and is a predicted model, not a curated record.
GCAGGCCGCCGCCCCUCUGCCCCACCCUAUUCUCGCCACUGGCCCCGCCCCCCUCUCGCUGCCCGCGCUUAUUUGCCGGCGCCCUUCCUCUUCGCUUCCCCAUUGCUCCGGCUUUUGCCUCUUCGUUUACGACUCCGUUGAGCUCCGCCCCUCCCAGAGAGGCCUCCAUAGCGCAGGUUCGUGGGUUCUCGCGGACCUUUUUCCGUGUAGCUUUCUCCUUCUUCCCGGCAUUCCUGUUUCCGUUUUCUCACGGCCCUCUGCCUUUUCCACCACUGAGACACUUCGCGCUCAGGACUUCAGUGACGUCAUCUUUCUGCGGCGCGCGGACACCCGCUGGUGGAAGAAGAAACAGCUCCGCAGCCCUUCGCUUCUUUUGCUGGGCUGCUGCUCCUUCGGCAUCAUGGCGCCGUCGCUGUGGAAGGGGCUGGUGGGCAUCGGUCUCUUUGCCCUAGCCCACGCCGCCUUUUCCGCGGCGCAGCAUCGUUCUUAUAUGCGAUUAACAGAAAAAGAAGAUGAAUCACUGCCAAUAGACAUAGUGCUUCAGACACUUCUGGCCUUUGCGGUUACCUGUUAUGGUAUAGUUCAUAUUGCAGGGGAAUUUAAAGACAUGGAUGCCACUUCAGAACUGAAAAAUAAGUAA